Messenger RNA from Oncorhynchus gorbuscha (pink salmon), 4456 nucleotides. RefSeq names its product filaggrin-like. Lineage: Eukaryota; Metazoa; Chordata; Actinopteri; Salmoniformes; Salmonidae. Gene Ontology annotation, cellular component: nucleus. Gene Ontology annotation, biological process: circadian rhythm; regulation of DNA-templated transcription. The record is from RefSeq and is a predicted model, not a curated record. Gene Ontology annotation, molecular function: DNA-binding transcription factor activity; DNA binding. The transcript has 3 exons. The coding region runs from base 814 to 2607 and encodes 597 amino acids.
AGGCACCCAAAGACUCCUGUUAUGCAACUGCUGACCUACUAACAUACAAUUGGAGACAUUGAGAGAGCAAGGAGGAAAUUGUAGCAAGUCCCUAACGUAAUAAGAGAACAGUAAUAAGAGAACAGAUUCAAAUUAAGCGACACAGAAUUCAUGCUCACAUACAGGCACUAAUCACAGAGCUCGCACUGUACUUGAAGGACGAUCGCACAUUUUAAUUCGAUAGUAGUCAGAAAUAGGAAUUGUUGAACAGAAACGUGGCUGUUAUAUUAGACUUCGCACUAUGGGCUUUUAUUUACACAUACACGCCUUUCAUCUUGCAACCUACUAGAGAAGGAGAGAGGUAGCGCCCUUCCCAAGAGACUGACAAGCCAAGAUAGACUGAGUGACCUACAUCCUGCAACACGCCUGGAGCAGUACAACACUUCUCUGUCUGCUCAGCACAGCGCUCUCACAAAAAGAUAGAAAAACAAAACAGAGAAAAGAAGGUUAGAGAAUUGCUCAGUGAAGCUUGUCACAUUCUCCACUCUAGGAACACUUUUUUUUCUUCUCUACAAGGCAGCUUUGACCCACUUUUCUGUGAGAAAGCUGAAGAGACUUGCCUAGAGAAAGGCUGAACAUACAUUGGAUAAAUGAGGGGAAUUAACGCAGAGUUCCACUGUUUCUUGAUCUUCUUGGCCAGUUUAGCCACUUGAACUAUAAGCUCAUUCAUUCAGUGAGAUAUAGCUGAAUCCCACUGUUCCUUAUCACCCCAUUCCUUGAGUUUCCUUUCCAGUGGUUGUAGCAAUAUUCCAAACUGUCCUCCACUGAGCAACAAUGGAAUGCCUGAAUUCACAACUCCAAUCAGCAAGCUCAGAAAAUAACCUGGACAGCCUAGAGACAUACUCUAACUACGCAGAGUCUCUCCCAUCGCCUCAAGGAACCCCCUCUCGCCAGGGGCGUCUCGUCAAGCCCAGCAUGAGUUGCAGACGCAAGCGUGAGUUCAUCUCUGAUGAAAAGAAGGAUGCAUCCUACUGGGAGAAGCGGCGUAAGAACAACGAGGCGGCCAAACGCUCCAGGGAGAAGCGACGACUGAACGACAUGGUGUUGGAAAACCGCGUCAUGGUGCUGAAUGACGAGAACUGCCGCCUGAAGACGGAGCUGCUGCAGCUGAAGCUGCGCUUUGGCCUUAUCAGCACUGCCUCCUACAUGGAGAAGAGCCAGCAGCUCACUAGUGGAGGCAACAAUGGAGGCAACGGGAGAUCCUCCACAUCCAAUUACUACUCCAGCGGCUACUCCAGCAGCUCCCAGGUGAUGAUGAACUCUGACUCCUCGGAGACUGAGCAGUCAGGCAGCGGGGGGGGACAUAGUCAACUGGUGACGUACUCCCCCCAUGGGUCCCUUUCAGACAUGUCAGACGGGUCCUCCCGGGAAAGCCCAGAGCCUGCGGUCUACGGGAUCAAGCAGGAGGAAAGCAGCCUGGAGAUGGACAUUGGAAGCAGCAUGUUCAACGUCCACCAUAGCCUGUCCUCCACACACCACCAGGAGGAGAUGGAGUCGGUGUACCACAGCCAACAGCACCACUCCUACCACCACCAGGAGAGCAUCACAAGCCAGACCAGUCAGGUCCCUCCACCCACCCAACAGAGGAGUGUCAUCCUCUACCGCUCCAGUAGUGCCUCCUACCCUGGGGAGAGCCAAAGGCAGCAGGACAUAGAUCAACAGACAGCCCAACAGCAGAGUGCUCAGGCCAGCCAUCUGGCCCAGGCUCGAGAGAGCCACACAGAAAGCUCAGAGAGACUGGCAGAGGUGACCAAGCAGAUGGAGAGGAAGACACUAGACUCCCCUCCGUACCACUACUCAGAGUGCCACAGCGAGGCAGGAGAGGAGCAGGUGUACAGAGCUCUGCAACAGGAGCAAAAGACCCAGACAGGCCUCGCUCCAGACAUCCUCCAAAAACAGGAGGCCGUCACAUCCCACCUGUGCCACAACCAGGCUAGUCACUGCUAUCUUAGCACCCAGGACGAGGAGCCCCCCAUACUGACCUAUGAGGGCGGGCCCAGUAGUGAGGGGUACUACCAAGAACAUUCAACCUCAGGCAAAGACACCUCCUCUAGUGACAAUGACCCCCACAGCUCUGACAAGGAGACCUCCACGGACGACGAGUCCCCGUCCUCCUCCUUAUCUGACACCGGGAGUUACCUCCAGCACCUGUCUGUCUCACACCAGCCAGGGUCCCCUCUGCCCUCCCCGCAGGACUCCUCCCAAUGCCAAAGCGGGGACACCCAGGCAGAGGUUAAGGGCACUGCCCUGCCUCACAAACUGCGUCUCAAACACAAAGCCAUGAGCUCCCAGCAGGACUCUCUCACCACCCCUCCUCCUUCCUCUAUCCUACCCCUGCCCCAGCACCCUUACCUGGCCCUCACGCAACAGCAGAGUGGAAAAGAGAGAGAGAGUGAGAGCCAGCCCCCCACAGGGUUCUAUAAGCAGCCGUCCUCAGCUGAGUCAAGGAAGGAGAGUGAGAGCCAGCCCCCCACAGGGUUCUAUAAGCAGCCGUCCUCAGCUGAGUCAAGGAAGGAGAGUGGGGAAAAGGAGUCGUCAAGCGGACGCCAUAACAACAGACGAGACUAAGUGCCUAUUGAACACUUGAGGGCAACACAAAUUUGUCGAGGUUCCUUACAUUGUGAGGUGUCUCUGAUGCUGCCUUAGAUCAAAAUACGCUCUUUCCCUUUUCCCUCCUCAAUCUCAAUCCACUAUCGUUCCUUUACCCCCCAUCUACACCUCCCUCACCUUCAUGUCCUGGGACUAAAAAGCUGUACUGAAGCCCAAAACAGGGCUGGACUUCUGGGGGAACAGUAUUCUAUGUGUAUAUAUUGUAUAUACACUUUUCAGUUCUUGCAUCUUCUCCAUAAUUACAGAAGGACUUUUGUUUCUAAAUGAGAGGAGGGAUGAGACUCUUUCAUAUCGUUUUUCGUCAAACCACAGUUGGUCAUUUCAAAUGAGAAUAUAAGUUGACCAUUAUUGGAAUUGUAUUGUCAGCUUUCAGUGCCCCUCCUAUGGUGCACAUCUGGCUUUAGACAAACGUAGCAGCAACAUUCUAGGAACAUUCCCUUGACCAAAGAUGCAACACAAUGAGAAGUUCCAUUUCUCUUCUCUAACCCUACCUCUACCAAUCCAUAUUUCCCUUCCCAUCUCCAUGAUCUCACACAGCCCAUCCAUUAUCUAUCUAUGUUCAAGCACUCGGUUUGUAUAUUACUGUAAAUUUACCAAUAAUUUAUAAAUAUAUAUUUUUGAAGAAAACUAACAAAUGUCACAACAAUGCGACAAACUGUUGAGGCAAGAAAGGACUUGGCCGUUAUCAUCCUGUUUUUGUCAGAAUUACUGUACAGUCACAUUGUGUCUACUGUUGCAAACUCCACUUAAGUUAAAACGCCUUUAAUGUCAUCACUUUAACUCUGUUUGCAGAAACAUGGCCGAUAGCUUUUGAAAUGCAGCUUACCUGUUAUUGCAGUAGAUCUUUAAGAUCUUAGACAGCAUUCAAUCAAAGUCAAUCAGAGACAGAACUAGGCUGCUGGCCUAAAGUUGAGCAUCAUCAACAGUCUAGACUUCCACUGUUCGUUCCCAUCUCUUAGCCCAAUGUAUUUAUUCCUAUGCCCACAUCUGCAGAAAAGCCAAUAGAAACAUAGACUAAAAUGUGAAUGUUUAUAAACCUUAACGCAUAAAAGCUCAAGUUAAAACCGCAAAGUGGGGAAAUAUAGGGGAGGGAGUUAUUUUAAAUAUAGUAAUAUAAUCUAAAUGAUAUCUGCAUGAUAUUUGAACUCUGAGUGAGGCCACCUAGUCUCCUCUGCAAAUCAACACACAACACAAUGCACUGAGUUCAGAACCUCAGGCUUCUGACUUGACGUCGAUCCACUGCCCUAGAGACAUGGUGUUAAACCCAGAUACUAGGUCAUUGGAUCUCUGAAACAGAAGCGAAAUUUACUAUAUUACACAAAUAGCCCAUGACAUUAGAAAAACCUGGUUUAGAAUAAUCAGAGCUUUUGCAAUUAAGUUUUGUAAAAACUAAGGACAAUCUCUACUUUGUUAAUGAAAUAGGGAUUUCCCCUUUUUCUAAUGUGCCUCUGUAGUGUAAAACAUGGGGCAUCCACCCCCGGCCUUUAUUUUCCUCAUUUUGGGUGACAAUGAGAAGCCUGCACUGUACCACACAGUUUUAUAAAGUAUAUGUACCAGGUUUAGCUUUUUGCCACUUGUGUAUAAAUGUAAAGCGUUCCCUCUCUCAGACAACACUGUCAUGUUAAUGUCAUUGUUUUAUUUGUUCUGUGUUCUGUGACUAUCUUCGUGUGUCUUUCUCCUAUUGACCGUGAUGAUGUAUUUGCUCCAUACCCCCAUUCUCCCUUUUUUUCAUUGUGUUUCAAAUCAGUGAUGCUUGUGUUUUUGCUGAUGGUUUCAUGAAAAAGAUUCUAAAAAAGACAAAGAUGCA